GCUCCGGAAGUUCAGGGGAGUUUCCUGCGAGCUCGGCUUCCUCAACAUGGCAGCGCCCUUGUCAGUGGAGGUGGAGUUCGGAGGUGGUGCGGAGCUCCUAUUUGAUGGUGUAAAAAAACAUCAAGUCACCUUGCCUGGGCAGGAGGAGCCCUGGGACAUCCGGAACCUCCUCAUCUGGAUCAAGAAGAAUUUGCUAAAAGAGCGGCCAGAGCUGUUCCUCCAGGGAGACAGUGUGCGACCAGGAAUUCUGGUGCUGAUUAAUGAUGCCGACUGGGAAUUGCUGGGUGAGCUGGACUACCAGCUACAGGACCAGGACAGCGUCCUCUUCAUUUCCACGCUGCAUGGAGGCUGAGGGCCCCUCUCUUCCUCGGCACCCUUGCAGGGGGAGAACGGAACAGACAAACAUCCCCUUGGGCCCAGCCUUCAGGUCUCCCUGUCCCCCGUGGCUGCCUUCUUCCCUGCUCUAUCCCCCAAGCUCCCUCCAGGCAGGGAAAAGAGGCCAGGUGCUAAAAAUGAGCCUUUCUCAGGCACGUGAGCAGGGGAAAGCAGGCAGUCAGGCUCCUGAGCCCAGAGCUCCUUCCCAGCAGCUGAGGUGGGGGAGGGUGCCCCUCUGGUGUGUCAGGAGCAGAGUGGGGCCCUGUGGCCAGGUGACCCAGCUGCCUUCCAUUCCUGUCUCAGUCUGAGCACUGAGUGACUGCCAAUGAGCACUCCAGCUCGUGGCCACAUUUGUGGAGAAGAUGGAUGGACCUGAAUAACUGAUGGGAAACCCCUCCCUUCCCAAAGACUGGAGGAGUCUCCGCCUCAGUUUCCCCAUCUGGACAGCAGAGGGCUCUGUCUGUCCCCCACUGAUAUCAUUAUGGAACCCCAGCUGGGGUCCCCUAUUCAAUACUGACUCCCUCCCCCUCACCCAGCAGCUGCUAUCCCAGCCACACCCCUCCUCCUGCUCCCCCCACCCCCAGCCCUUGACCCUGGCUGGCCUCCCCCCCACACACAGGCCACCAGAUGGGCUCCUGAGACCCUCACCAGGCUGUCUAUAGUUCAUUCUUCUGUGGGUGGAGAAGAAGAGGAAGUAGCCCAACCUCCGAUUAGCCAAUAGAGGCCUGGGGGGGGGGUUCAAUGUGCCUCAGUUUCCUUCUCUACACUAACUGAAUAUUCAUAAUACCUGAAAGCCAAGGAUAUAUAUGAUGGCACAGAUGUAAAGUCUGUGUCCCUUCCCACCUCCUGCAGAAAGCAGGGUCGGGGCAAGCAGCACCUGGUAGGCAGAGGGGUUUAYCCCCUCCCUCUGUCUGUUUUGGAAGUCUGGGGUCCUUGGGGCCUGCAACAGCUGGCCUUGAGCAAAUAAAAGACUAGGUUGUUUAUUAGCCUUGCUUGGAGCUUCUUCAUCCUCAGAAAUGGGUGGCACCCCAGUUCCCCCAGCCAAAGCCUCUGUCUGAUAUGACCUCUCUAUCCUCACCUAGGGCUCUCAGCUGCGCUUUAACCAAAAGGCUAAAACUCAAGCUACCCCAGAGCGGGUAGUCUGAUAGGACUAUCUGGAAAAGGAGGUGCAGAGCCAGUCUGUGCUGACUAGUCUGAGUCCCAGGACAUCCCCACUGGUCUGUCCAAGGCCAGGCUUUGUCCCACCAGCUGCAUUCAGCAGCCCCAGAACCCAGAAUGGGAGUGGCAUAGAUGAGAGUCCCCUCUCCUUCCCGCGAUCUGGCAGAAAGAGCUUUGUCUGCUGGAG
Urocitellus parryii (Arctic ground squirrel) is the source of this 1720-nucleotide messenger RNA. It is a transcript of the gene Urm1, whose product is annotated as ubiquitin related modifier 1. Gene Ontology annotation, biological process: tRNA thio-modification. The record is from RefSeq and is a predicted model, not a curated record. Gene Ontology annotation, cellular component: cytoplasm. NCBI's taxonomy places the organism in Eukaryota, Metazoa, Chordata, Mammalia, Rodentia, Sciuridae.